Molecule: messenger RNA, 372 nt
Organism: Gregarina niphandrodes
Lineage: Eukaryota; Apicomplexa; Conoidasida; Eugregarinorida; Gregarinidae
Product: 40S ribosomal protein S15
Exons: 1
Coding region: 1-372 (123 amino acids)
Biological process (GO): ribosomal small subunit assembly; translation
Cellular component (GO): ribosome; cytosolic small ribosomal subunit
Molecular function (GO): RNA binding; structural constituent of ribosome
Source: RefSeq, a predicted model, not a curated record
AUGCCGUUCGACGACGUGAUAAAGCAGCUUCCUUCACGGAUCCGUCGCAAAUUCGCGCGCAGCAACAUCAACCGUCACCGCAUGGAGAGGUUCCUGACCAAGUUGGCCCGCGCCAAAAAGGCCUGUGGAGUAGGCCAGCGCCCCAAGCCCGUGAGGACCCACUACCGCAACAUGGUUGUUCUUCCGGAGAUGGUCGGUUCGCAAAUCGCCAUCUACAACGGCAAGGUCUUCAUGGACGUCGAAAUCAAGGUGGACAUGAUCGGCCACUAUCUCGGCGAGUUCGCUAUCACCUACAAACCCGUAACACACGGAAAAUACGGUGCCACCACAGCUAAGGUCACCAACUCUAAGAUGUAUCAAGUCCACUACUAA